Nezara viridula (southern green stink bug) is the source of this 1707-nucleotide messenger RNA. NCBI's taxonomy places the organism in Eukaryota, Metazoa, Arthropoda, Insecta, Hemiptera, Pentatomidae. The record is from the annotation of a GenBank genome assembly.
AUGAGCGUGGAAUUGUUUACAACAGUUAAUGGUUUUGACCAUUUAAUGAAGGAUACCAUGGAUGCUCUUACUAUUCUUCCCAAGGUAGUAAAAGCAUACGUGCAAACACUGGAAGGGUAUGAGGAAUGUAGAGCGAAAUGGAAACAAGCGAUUGAUGAAUGUAGCACUCUCUCGACCCAGUUAACAACUGCUCACAGUGAAAUAUCAAAUUUACGAAGCCAAAUACAUUCUGUCAGGAAACUUAUUGAUGAAGAAAAGAAAAAGAGGAAAGUUGCUGAAGAUGAUAGGGAUUAUUUUGAAGCUCAGUUGGAACAGUUAAGAGAUAUCUUAAAAGAUAAUAGAAAUGAGUUGCAUGAAGAAACCAAAGUUAAACUUUCUCUUUUGAAUAAAAAUCGUCCUAGCAUGGACAUUUUGGAAGAUCGCUUAAAUACCAUUACUGAAUUAGAAACAACAGGAUCAGUCAUGACAGACCUCAGCUAUACUAGAGAUGAAGAUGACUUCCUUGACAUAUCAUCUUCUGAAAAUAGAGGUCAGAAAAGAUCAAAUCCUGUUCGUUCCAAUAAAAAUAGAAAGAAACGAAGAUCAUCUUCAGCUGUAAGAGCUUGUGAGCUGAAGGGUAAGGAUCGCCUUGUAGCUACCACUACAGUUACUGUAGAUCAUGAAUCAAAUAUACAAGCCACUGCUGUAAUUGAGGCUAGGCCGCAUAAUGAGAAUUUACAUCCAAGUGCUCCUCCAAUGGAAGAUGAAAAUGACGCUGUGUUAACACCUAAAGCCAAUGGUCAGCCAUUUUCUAUGAAUAUGAUUAACACCCGCCCUCAUAAUUUCCAACAGAAAGCUAUGUUGAAAAGUGAAGCAUGCAAUGUCUGCUGUAAAAGGUUACGCUUUUCUGCUAUGGGUCUUAAGUGUCGAGAUUGUAAGACAAUUUGCCAUACUAUUUGCAAAGAUAAAGUUCCACUGCCUUGUGUACCCAAUGGUCAUACUCCUUGUAAAUCAUCUGCUGGAACGAUUGCAGAUUAUACACCUUUGCUGCCUCCCAUGGUUCCUGCUCUCGUUGUUCAUUGCAUAAAAGAAGUCGAAGAGAGAGGACUUUCAGAAGUUGGAUUAUAUCGCAUACCAGGGUCUGAUAAAGAGGUCAAAGCAUUAAAGGAAAAAUUUUUACGUGGUAAGGGAGUUCCAAUCUUAUCACAAAUUCAGGAAAUUCACGUUGUAUGUGGUUGCCUUAAAGAUUUCUUAAGAUCUCUGAAAGACCCACUUACGACGAGGCUCAGGUGGGAUGAUUUUGCUCACGCUGUUGAGAUUGAAGAUGUUGAAGAGAGGAGACAAAAACUAUUUCACAUUAUAUCUAGCCUCCCUCAACCUAACCGUGAUACAUUAGCUUACCUACUUCUCCAUCUUCAGAGGGUGGCUGAAUCUCCUGAAUGUAAAAUGCCUACUUCAAAUUUGGCCAAAGUUUUCGGUCCCACUGUAAUUGGAUAUUCAUGUAAUGAACCAGAAAAUGUUUAUGGAGAAACAAGGACUGGUAACAAGAUUAUGGGAGAACUUCUGGAAUUACCAGGAGAGUAUUGGGAGUCAUUUAUUCGAGAGGUUGAUUUUAGGAAAACUCCUUCCUCUUCUAGCAUCGGUUUUUUCUCUCCAAAUAGGGUUAGACCAAUAUUAAAACUUACAAUACUUAAGGACGAGGACCCUGAGGAGAAUCAGAUACUUUGA